ACGAUGACAAAGCAAAAUGGCGUUUGACGGAAAAGGCCUAAACGUGGCCAUUAUUGUUUCUCUAUUUGUAUUUAGUGCAUACAUGUACGCAUAUAUGUCGUGUAGUAUAUGAAACAUUGUUAGUCAUUGUUUGUAUCCGGAUACAUUAGUCUGAGCGCACUUUAUCAAGUCUUGUGCUAGCUUAGCUUAGCGUGCUAGUUAGUUUAGCUUGUUAGCUGCUAACAAAGAGACGCGGACGUUAUCAACACAUCGCUAAGUAGAGAUCAAAUGUGAGUGUAAAGUGUUGUGAUUGUGGGAAAAUGUGCGAAAGGACGAUAGCAAAGUAUGAGGAGGAACUUUGUCCAACAAAAGAGGAGAAGGAGCGACAACAUCAACUCCUGGACGCUGUUUUCAAGAAACAUCAAGUUGUGUUACACAGAACAGACGUCCAGCAGCUGAUUAUUAGCCAGGAUGACCGUCCCCUUCAGUCACAGGAGGGGAGCUUCAGUCAGAAGCAGGAGGAGCCACAGCCCCCCCACAUUAAAGAGGAGGAAGAAGAAGAAGAACUUUGGGACAAUCAAGCAGGAGAGCAUCUUCUCAAGCCAGAGGAGGAGAAUUUUACCAAGUUUACACUGACUGUUGUCUUUGUGAAGGCUGAAGACCAUGAAGAGAAACCACCUGAGUCCUCACAGCUUCAUCACAGUCCAAGAGAGGAGAACCGAGGGGCAGAACCCUCAAGCAGCACCUCAGCAACAACAACAGAAGCUGAUGGAGACCACUGUGGAGGAUCACAAGCAGACAAGCUCUUAGCUCCACUAUCAGAUAGUGAGGAAACGUCGUCACACUCUUCUAAGGAUGAGGGCACCCAAGAACCUUUGAGCAAUACAGACCGUGAAGAUAUGAGAACUCACAUUGACAACAAACACUCUGAAUGUUCCAAAAAGAAAACGGGUAAGAAAAGUUGUAUCUGCUCAGUUUGUGAUAAAAACUUUUCUUAUAAAAGUGAUUGGACUCAACACAUGCGCACGCACACUGGAGAGAAACCUUUCAUUUGCUCAGUUUGUGGCAAGAACUUUGCUCAGAAGUUCUCUUUGACGGGACACAUGCGAACGCACACUGGAGAAAAACCUUUCACCUGCCCAGUUUGCGGUGAAAGCUUUUCUUUUAAGGGCAAUUUGACUCGACACAUGCAGACACACACAGGAGAAAAACCCUUUAGUUGUUCAGUGUGCGGGAAAAGCUUCUCUGAGAAGUCCCACCUGCUAUCACACUUAAGAACGCACACCGGAGAGAAACCUUUCACCUGCUUACUUUGUGGCGAAAAGUUUUCUUCUAAGAGGAAUCUGACUCGACACACGCAGACACAUACAGGAGAAAAACCCUACAGAUGCUCAAUUUGCGGUAAAAGCUGCUCUCAAAAGACCAAUUUGGUGUCCCACGUAAAAACGCACACCGGGGAAAAACCUUUUAUCUGCUCAGUUUGCUGCGAAAGCUUUCCUUCCAAGAGGAAUUUGACCCGACACAUGCAGAGACACUCCGGCAAAAGUAUUUUAGGAAACGCGGUUUUGGCUUUGUGAAUAGUAUUUUUGUUGUGUUUUCAUUGUAAACAUUCCAUAAGGCGGUGUCAUAUUUUCAUUUCAUUUUUUCCCUCACCUAAGAAAAAAAGUGUGGAAUUUUUACAAUAUAGAAAAAAAAUAAAUACAAGUUUUAAGUAACAAUAAAAUACAUUGGUGGAUAUAAUACUUAUAAACAAAAUUGCUAUAAAA
This is a messenger RNA of Nerophis lumbriciformis (worm pipefish), 1745 nucleotides long. RefSeq lists its product as uncharacterized. Gene Ontology annotation, cellular component: nucleus. Gene Ontology annotation, molecular function: DNA-binding transcription factor activity, RNA polymerase II-specific; RNA polymerase II cis-regulatory region sequence-specific DNA binding. Lineage: Eukaryota; Metazoa; Chordata; Actinopteri; Syngnathiformes; Syngnathidae. The record is from RefSeq and is a predicted model, not a curated record. Gene Ontology annotation, biological process: regulation of transcription by RNA polymerase II.